UUUCUUCUUCUGCCUUUAUUAGGCAUCGACCUUACAACACCGUAUAUUAGACACAAGAUUGUAACGAACAUGUUGACACGAGCAUAACUAAUUAAUUUUCUACGCCUUUUUUAAAAAAAAAAAAAAAAAAACCACCAUGUUUAAAGGCUUAUCCAAGUGGCUUUUUGGCUCGACGGAAUACCAAAUUCUUCUAAUCGGAAACGACGCGUCCGGAAAGACAACGCUUUUGUACCGACUGAAGUUUGGUGAAACCGUCACGACUAUUCCGACAAUCGGGUUUAAUGUCGAGACAGUAGAGUAUCCCAGGGGAUGGAAAUGGACAUUCUGGGAUAUCGGAGCAGGAUGCAACAAAAUCCGGCAUCUGUUGCGGCACUAUAUCACUCCGAAUACCCUGGUCAUCUUCCUCCAUGAUUGCGAUGACCCGUUUCGACAGGAGUUCCCGGAUUGGAUGGGGGUGUUUCUCGACGAUAUGAUUAAGCGGGAAGGUAAAUAUCUUUGGAUUCUGUUCAACAAGCAGGACACUCUGCCCCCUGACGAUGAUGGCGAGUUUAUCGGUAACGUACGCAAGAUGUACGAGGAUGAAAUGUCCAGGUACAAAAAGGAUAUCUGUUACAAAAUCCUUGAUCAUAAAUUAAGUGCAAAGACGGGGGAGGGGCUGAAUGAGCUCUUGGUUGAGCUCCACAACACCAUGUCAACUUCUGAGUUAAACAGUAGGCGUCAAUUGAAGUCUGUUAGCAACCCUAAUGUCCAUCAAGACGCCCUUUCCCGGGAACAGCUGAAGAGUCUCAUUGAGAAAGAAGGACGAGAAGAUACUAUCGAUGCUCAGGCUUUUUGGAUAUCCUUUCUGGAGGCGGAUCUAUCGGCAUGGGACCAUCGCAGCCAUCUCAAGGCAGGGUACAUCAUUGCUGUAGAGUCAGCUGGGAAAGGCGAGAGUAUUUUCACCACGGCAGAUACUUUUAUCGCACAUUUAAAGCGACUGAAGGAGAUGCAGCCGGACAAAUUCAGAAAUACAGAACAUCGGACGAUGACAAUUUUCUGGCUCGUCCAGCUCCAGCUCGCAAUCUGGAACUAUAAGCUGGACAAGCAACUCGACCAGUUCCCAUCCCGGGACGAUUUCCAGGAAGUCCUACUACACACCCCAUCACUCAGAGAUACAAAGCUUUGGAGUAUAUACUACACAAAAGACCGUCUAUUCUCCCGCGAAGCUCGCGAGGUCUGGACAGCCCCAGACCUACAACCUUUCCCAGUCCUGCAACCGAGCCCUGCACCGGACGCAUCCGCCCCAGGAACUCAAGAGGACCCGGAACGCCUUCUACGCUUCGGGUUUGCUGUUACCCAACACAUUAUGGCCUCGGAUCUACGUCGCGGCCAGGUCAUCAAAGAAGCCCUCGCCUCCUUACAAGCAACCACGAUCCGCCUCCGAGCAAAAGACGCCAGAAUCCCGCCAUAUUCAGAAACCCAGGCGUAUUUCUGGAUCCAGAUAGCACAUGCUGCUUUGCGCUCACUAGAGAACGGGGACAACCCUUCCGAAUCUAUGAUGGAGAAAGCUUCCCCCGUGCUUCCACCCGCGCAGCUCAGCUUCUCAAAUUUCACUCUGCUUUUUGAUAUCACGCCGGAGACUUGGAAGAAGUAUUAUUCGGGCAAGGUUUGGGAGAGUAUUGCUGCGCGAAGGGAGUUCGUUCCGCCUGAUCUUAAGCCUUUGCCGAAUCUUAUUGGGGUUUCUUCUGAGGCUUAUGAAAAGGGAGUGAUGUGAGGACGAGAAAAAAAAAUUGGUGUGCAUGGACAUGCUUUGGAAGAAAUGUAUAUAUAUAUAUAUAUAGCAUAUGAAUAUCCUAGA
Aspergillus ochraceoroseus IBT 24754 is the source of this 1837-nucleotide messenger RNA. RefSeq lists its product as uncharacterized. Gene Ontology annotation, biological process: intracellular protein transport; vesicle-mediated transport. Gene Ontology annotation, molecular function: GTP binding; GTPase activity. Lineage: Eukaryota; Fungi; Ascomycota; Eurotiomycetes; Eurotiales; Aspergillaceae. Gene Ontology annotation, cellular component: cytoplasm. The record is from RefSeq and is a predicted model, not a curated record. The transcript is spliced from 3 exons. The coding region runs from base 137 to 1753 and encodes 538 amino acids.